AACCCGGAUCCCACAAUCCCACUUUUCAAUCAUUCAUUCUCAGAAACAGGCGUGGACAGCGACAGUGCAUAUCCGUGUCUGUAUAUUUGCGUAAGUGGCAGGUAUCCACAACUCAACUCCGACUAUGGCAAGUAGCAGAAAGGUUGCAGUAGUGACGGGGUCCAACAAGGGCAUUGGCUUUGCUGUCGUCAGAGCGUUGUGUAAGAGCUACGAGGGCGAUGUUUUCCUCACAUCUCGGGACGAAAGUCGUGGCCAAGCAGCCAUCGCUGACCUAAACAAGGAAGGCCUACAGCCCAAGUUCCAUCAGCUAGACAUCAACGACCGGUCAAGUGUAGAUCAGUUGAAGUCCUUCCUACAGGCCACCUACGGGGGAUUGGAUGUCCUAGUCAACAAUGCCGGAAUAGCAUACAAGAAUGCCGAUCCAGCACCUUUCGCGGAGCAAGGUGAAGUUUCGUGUAAAACCAACUUCUGGGCCACCCUGGAUGUUUGCCGUGUGCUGUUCCCCCUGCUCCGACCUCACGCCAGGGUCGUGAACGUCUCAAGCUUGGUAUCUCAAUUUUCCAUCACGAAAUGUUCUCCAGCUGUUCAAGGUCGCUUCAAGGACCCCAGUCUGACAAUGGAUGGUUUGGAGAAGAUCAUGCAGGAGUUUGUUGAUGCUGCCAAGGCAGGUACUCACCAGGACCAGGGCUUCCCCAACACAGCGUAUGGGACGUCCAAGAUCGGGGUCACUGUCAUGUCCUUCAUCCAAGAUAGAGAAAUCAGGAAGGACUCAAGAGAGGACAUUGUCAUCAAUGCGUGCUGCCCGGGCUAUGUGGCAACAGACAUGUCAAGUCACAAAGGCACAAAGACCAUCGAUGAAGGUGCAGACACCCUGGUAUAUCUGGCUCUCCUUCCCCCCAACACAGCAUCGCCAAAAGGCAACUUCGUAUCUGACAGAACCAUCCAGAACUGGGGAUAAUCUGUGAUUAUACCUUACUCAACAUGCGCACAGAUCCAGUAUAUGCAGUAUAUGCAGGUCUCACAGAGGCAGGGUGAAAACUUUGCAGAUAGUCACCCUCUCAGAGAAUGUAGUCAUGUUACGUUAACAAAUAACUUAGCAAAGCAUACACUUGAAAAUUAGAUUUGAGCAAGCAAUUACAAGCGUCAAGUAAAACAGUCUUCGAAACACAUCCAAAACACAAACUGUGAUACCCAUGUCAGAUAAUCACCACCAAAUUACCAUUUCUUGUUUGUUUUUCGGUUUUAGCCACCAUCAAACAUGGAUGUACACUUUCUUUUGCCUGGCAUUUUAUUUUGGUGUUUUUGCCUUGAAACAUUUUACUGUUUUACAUAAAGUUAAAAUGGCAUGACCUGGUGUAUACUUUCUUUUGUCCGGCAGUGUAGUCUAAAGUUGUCCCGUGCCACGGCGUUGAGGUCAGUGACAACCUGAUGCUGGAGGCAGAUUGUGGACCGGCCUCUUACCCUUCAGUACAUGUCCAGGCCAGAGUAAUGCUCAUAAGGAUUCCAACAAUGUGCAUUUCAAAAGUCUUAAUACUAUACUUGCAAUACUGUGGUGAAAAGAUGACCUUCAGUAUUGUAAUAACUAAGUCUCUUGUGAUUUCAAAUCUUUAUUCUUGUUUCUUUCAUUCUUUCUUAUCUAUUUUCCUUUUGAUCGUUCACACAACGCAUAUUUGCAGAAUUUGAAACAGAUGAGAAGCUGUCUCAGUGUUUAGCAAAACAAACAAUUAAAAGUCUAUUCGUUUUAGAUAAUGAUUACCUUAAACAUGUAGUGAUAACUUCAACACUCAGGCUGACAUUUGAACUUGAUGGGUAAGUACGUACGGUAAGGUGAGCUAAGGUUGUGCAAGGAGGUGGUUGUGAUUUUUUCAUCAAUCAUUGGUCAUUGACAGUUUGUUCCAACCUAUUACAUCAUCAACAACACUAGGUUCUGCUUAUGGUACAAUACAUUUGAAUCAAUUUUUUUAGAAUCUUGUUGCUUAAGGUACGGUUGAUGUUAAUGAUGGUUGUAUUUUUAAACAUUUAUCAAGGAGUGCUGAAAGCUUUCUUUAUAAAUGUCCGUAUCCAUAGCAUCUAUAAUGAAUUUCCAUCACUGAUGGACAUUCAGCGAUUAUAUCUCAGGUAAUCAAUUCAAUCAUAAACUAUUAUCAAUGACUGGACCAUCACUUGUGGGGAUGUUUAUUGGGUAGAAUAUCGCUAAUGGUUGAUAAACACCUUCUUGACAGUGUAGUAUUAUGCCAGACACUUGCCACAGAUGGAUACAGACUGAAUGAAAUUGUACUCACUUUAUUAAGUUGGCUCAUAUACUUUAUUGUAGAAGUCCAUGACAUAAGGGCCCAACCUUAAAUAUUCUGGGUCGGGGGAGUUGGGCAAGGAUUUUAUCGAAAUAUAUAAUUGUCCCAGAAAAUGUUUUAAAACAUUAUGCUUCAGAUUGUUGCCAAACAAAGAAGUCUGCAGAAUAUUAUGUUGCAAGGUGUUCUUAAACAAAACACAUUUUGGCUCAUAUUUUUCAUUAUACCGUAUUCGACGUAAUAAGCGCCCCGCUCUAAUAAGCGCCCAGGGCGAUAUUUAUAAAUUGGCUAGUGAACAAUCUCAUUUAGCACCCCUUCCAAUUGAUCAAUGUACAUAAGACUUAUUUAUUCGCGUAUGAUACGCACUUGUGUGCUACAUGCACCCUUAAGUAUGGGCAAUUACACUCUGGAAAAAUACAUCUGUCGUACAUAAACAUUUCAGGCUGUCAGCAUAAACCACGAAAUUUUUACCAAAGAAAUAUUCUAGUAAGAGCCCCUUAUUACUAAUUUUGAGUGCGCCCUGGCCGCUUAUUACAUCAAAUACUGUAUCUGGUUUUGCAGCUUGAGCGGAGAAAAUUUCCAGUCUCCAUACAAAAUCCACCCCUGCCCCCAGGAUAGCAAAUGGGUGGUCUCUUAGUGUGAGAUCUAUUAUGGACAUGAUGCUCUAGUUUUCAUCAUUUUUACAAGUAUGUUUAUUAAGUUGAUUGCUGUAAUUGUUAUGUACAAUGUUUUUGCAUGUUUUUACAACCUGGUUCAAUGUUAACAAAAUAUAUUCAUCAAAGGUUCUUGGGUUGAUCAGUUGUGAAGAUUGUUUUUGAUUGGUGUAUUUGUUCUAUACAAUAAUUUUGUACAUUUUGCUGUUGCUGCCAGUUUUUACAUUAAAAGAACUAAUAAAAUUGUA
This is a messenger RNA of Haliotis rufescens (red abalone), 3189 nucleotides long. Its product is annotated as carbonyl reductase [NADPH] 1-like. The record is from RefSeq and is a predicted model, not a curated record. Gene Ontology annotation, molecular function: carbonyl reductase (NADPH) activity. The transcript is spliced from 8 exons. NCBI's taxonomy places the organism in Eukaryota, Metazoa, Mollusca, Gastropoda, Lepetellida, Haliotidae. Bases 125 to 958 code for a protein of 277 amino acids.